AUGGCGGCCCUGGACAUCCUCGGCUACCUGCCGGCACCGGCAGGGCGCUUCAACCGAGGCGCUGCAGACAUGCUGGAGGGCGAAUUGCUAGCAAUCGGUGCAUGCUCCAGCGUCGCCGUGCUGGAGCUGCCAAGGCUGCAGGCGGCGUGCAUGCUGCAGGGCGGCCACCGGGGUGCCGCUGUGACCGCUGUAAAAUGGUACCCCGAGUGCCACUCAAGAGACCUCAGGGCCACGGGCCACGUCAGGCUGGCAUCGGGCGACAGCGCCGGCGGCGUCGUGCUGUGGGAUGUUCUGUCCACCUCCAUCAUCGCGCGCCUGGACGACGUGCCGGCUGCCCAGCAGCUGCUCGACGACUACGCGGCGGCCUCCAGGGGCGAGUGCUGCAUCGAGGGCCUGGCCUGGGUGCUGCCGCAGCCGGGGGCGCUGGCGGUGGUCGUCUCGCCGGCGCUGCUGCUGAUUUGGGACACCACAGGCGGCGGCCUGCUCUGGAAGCGCGAGCUUGCCCCCCUGUCCUCCCCCGAGGUGUUCACCUCCAUCUGCUGCGACCCCCUCGACCGCCGCCGCGUCGUGCUGUGCGGCGAGGCCGGGGCGCUCCUCGUGAUGCGGCUCAGGGGGGUGGGGCGGGACGGCAGAGGCGGCGGCGGCGGGGCGGCGGCAGUUGCAGGCGGCGAGGAGCGGGAUCUGGUUGAGCAGCGGCAAUAUAGGGUGAACGUGGCGGCGGCAGCCAAAGAGGCGCCCGGGAAGGAUCAGGCCGCGGACAAGCUGCCGCCGCUGACUCUGCAGGCGCGGUUCUGCGCCGACCGCGACCUGUUAGUCGUGCUGCUGCCGCGGGAGCUGCUGGUGUUUGACCUUGAGCUGGGCCAGCCGGCCGCGUCGUCGGCGCUGGGCGGCGGGCGGCAGCCGUUCAGCCACCUGCUGGGGGUGUACGGCGAGGGCGUGUCGCAGGGCCUGGGGGACGAGGGGGGCAUCGACUUUGUGUAUUGCGCCCACGUGGACGGCUCCCUGAGCUGCUGGACGCGGCGCCCCGGCGAGCUUGCGUUCAGGCCGGGGCCGGCCACCAAGCUGGUGGCGCCGCAGCUCAAGGGGUCCAGGGGCCCGCAGGCGACCAUGGUGGCCGUGUGCUGCGCCCUGUGGCGAGACGAGCUGCUGGGCGAGGGCGGCACAAAGGACGGCCCACCCAUUGAGAUUGGCAGGCUGCCGCCGGUGGCGGCGACGACACAGUCAAUUGCCCGGCAGCUGGCCACCGCAGUCGGUGGGCAGCGGCCGCAUGAGGAAGAAGCCGUGCCGCCGCAGCUGACCGGCUUGCUGCACGGCCUGCCCUCCGGCAUAGUCUGUUUCACUAUGCACCCCCGCCCCCUGCUGCUGCCCUCCGCACACGCCGGCCAUGCGGCCGCGGCGGCGGCGGCGGAGGCGGUCACGGAGGCGGCGGCAGCCGCCUCCGCCGCCGCGGCGCAGGGCGGCGGCGCCGCGGGCUCCAGCGGCGGCGGCGCCGAGCGGGCGAGCUACGCACCGCGGCGGGCGGGCAGCGGCGCUGGCCUCGCAACCGGCAGCAGCUUCCCGCUGCUGUCCCCGACCAGCAGCGGGGCGAGCACGCCGUUUUUCGCGCCUCGUGGCGGCGGCGGCGGCGGCGCGGCGCGGGCGGCGUCUGGUGACAAUUUGUCGGCCCCUCUCGCCACAGUUGGGGUGGACGGAGCGGAGGGUGAUGGCGGCAGCGGCGGCGGCGGCGACGGCGGCGGAGAGCAGGGGGUUGAGGCGCUGCAUGAGGUGCUGCUUGGCGCCGCGGGCACGGUCAGCGGCAGCGUCGAGGUGUUUGUGGUGCAGCGCGGGCUGGUCAACCCUUUGUCUGUCGAGGUGGCCCUGUCCCUGGCAGUCCACCGGGAGCCAGUCCGCGGCAUCGCAUGGCUCGGGCCCCUGCCACUGCUGGCCAGCUAUGCAGCAGAGCGCGGCGGCGCAGGCGGCGGCGGCGGCGGCGCGGGCGGCGGGGGUGGCGGCGGCGCGGGAGCCCAGGGGUGGCGCAACAUCGUGGCGCUGACGUGCAUGAUAACUCGCAGGAGCGUCGCGUUUCGGAGCAACACGGCCCUCGACGCCGGCCCCCUGGUGGCUCUGCGCGCGAGCCCGUCGGGCGCCUACCUUCUGAUGGUGUUCAGAGGCGCCCCCGCGGAGCUCUGGUCCACAGGCGUCCACGAGCAGCAGCAGCAGCAAGAGCAGCAGGAGGGCCGCGGCCCCGCGCCACCCGGGUCGCUGCCGCGGCCGCACCGGCUGCGUUUUGUCGACCUGCCCUUCGGCGCAGCUGAUUGGGCGCUGCCGGCGGACGCGACGGCGCCGUGGGAGCUGCAGAGCGGUCCGCCGCACACGUCAUGGCGCCGCGACGGCGGCGCGGACAGCGCAGGUGGCGCGGGCUUCGGCGCGGACGGCUUGGGAGACGAGGACGCGGGGCCGUCGGGCUUCCCACUGCCGAGCACCAGCUCCCCGGACGCGUCGAUGCGGCGCGGCGCGCGGCGGCGGGGCGCGGCGGGUGACGCGAUGCGGGGGUCGCUGAACACGAUGCUCAGCAUGCAGGUUGCAAUGUCAUCCACGACGGCCCCCCUGCUGCGCGCGGCGCUGUCGGGGCAGCACCAGUCAAACCACCCCUCCGACGCGGCGGCGCCGGCGAGGCCCGCGGGCGCGCCCGAAGCCGACAUGCCAGAGGAGCGGCUGGCAUUUGCUUUGACCGACGGUCGCUCUGGGCUGCUGACUGUGCAAGGCCGGAAGGUGACGGACUCCAAGCCCAAGCGACCCGCCCCCGGCCCAGGGCCGCAGCCGCAGGACCUCCUCGGCACCUGCGUGGCAGCUGCCGGGCAGGUUUUGUUCUUGGGUGACGGCGAGGGGACGGUCCUGUGCUGGGACACCGCGACUGGCAAGUGCUCUGCCAUCAACACAGGCAUGGGUGCCGUGCGCGCGAUGGCGCCCGCGCCGCCGCCCUGCCCGCUGCUGCACCCCUCCGGUGACGCGGGCCUGGACCUUCACGUCAGGAUGCGCCUGGCCGUGAUGUUUGCCGGGGGCGCCUUCGGCGUCGUCGAGGUGGACUCGGGGUUCAGGCUGCGCCUGGGCGUCGCGCCGCCGCAGGUCUGCAUGCAGCGGGUAGGGUCAGCCCUGGGCAUCGGCUGGGCGCCGCUGCCGGGGCCGAUCGGCGCAGGGUCUGUCCUGGUGGCGGCCCUCAGGGACGGCUCCCUGGCGCUGCUCGACACCUGCCAGGGCGCGGACCGGCGCCCCAGCUACCGCGCGCGGCUGUCCCACGUCCGGUCGCUCCUGUCGGAGCGCCGCGGCCCCCCAAGCGGCGCUUCCCCCGCCCACGCGCCCGCGCCCCCCGGCGCGUCGUGGCCGGCCACCCCCGGCUCGUAUCGCCCCGGGGCCGCGCCGCCGGCUGCGGGCGCGGCCUUCGAGGCCGCGCUUGCGUCGGCUGGCGCGGCCACCGGUGCGGGUGACACCCAGGCGUCGCCGCUGCCGCCGCGGGCGCUGGUCGGGCUGGCGCCGCCGAAGCCGCUGGGGAGCGCGCUGCUGAUGCGGCGGCCGUGGGCGCUGCUGCUGCGGCUGGCGCUGCAGCUGGGGCUGUCGCAGGAGUCUGUGCUCUACAUCAGCAGCCCCUCCACCGAGGAGGACGACGAUGUGGAGCUCCUGGGGGACAUCCAGACGGCGGUCGCCUUCCUGCUGUCCACCAACCCCGAGCGCAACGAGCACUACUACCGCAACGCAGCCAUCACGCUCGCCCUCGCCGCCGCGGCGGCCCCGCCUGGCGCCGCGGCGGCGGGGGGCGGCGGGCGGGGUGGGGCGGCGGCGGCGGCGGGGACGGGGACGACGCUGCAUGUUCAGGCUGCCAAGGUCCUGUCAGCCCACGCAGCUAGCAUGGGGGACACUCUCCUGGCAGUGCCACUCAGCAUCUCCGCGGGGCUCAUCACAGACGCAGUGGUGGUCCUGCAGGAGGAGGGGCUCUGGCGUCUGGCUGCAAGCCUCAUCGCCCGCGGCCUCCGCGGCACCGAGCGCGCCACCGCGCUGCAGCGGUGGGCGCAGCACGUGCUGCGGUCUGAGGGCAGCAUAUGGCGCGCGGUCGGCCUGCUGACCGCGGCCGGCUGCCUGAGGGGCGCGCUGGGCGUGCUGCGGGGCGCCGGGCUGCCGGACUGCGCCGCGGCGUACCUGGAGGCUUGCCGGCAGGCGGGGCUUUUGUAUGCGGCCUCACCGCCUGCGCAGCAGCAGCAGGAGCAGCAGCAGGAGCAGCAGCAGCAGGGCGCGGAUGACGUAUCGCCUUUCGGGGGCGAGGGCACCAGCCAGCAGCAGCGGCAGCAGCAGCAGCAACAGGAGGAGAGGCCUCCCAUGGUGCUCUUUGACAUCCUGGGUGGCAUGUAUGGCGGACUGCACAACCCGGGCUCCAGCGGCUACAAGGGCAGCGCGGCUGGCGGGGAUGAGGUGGCCGCGACUGAGACGGAGUUUGACGCCUACUGCUGCUUGCUACUCUCGCACCUGUGA
Messenger RNA from Monoraphidium neglectum, 4500 nucleotides. Its product is annotated as nucleotide binding protein, putative. The transcript has 24 exons. Gene Ontology annotation, molecular function: protein binding. Gene Ontology annotation, cellular component: cytoplasm. The record is from RefSeq and is a predicted model, not a curated record. The coding region runs from base 1 to 4500 and encodes 1499 amino acids. Lineage: Eukaryota; Viridiplantae; Chlorophyta; Chlorophyceae; Sphaeropleales; Selenastraceae.